CGCGCGCCCUUUCUCCUGCUGCUACGCGCGCGCUCACGCUUGCUUCUCGCCUGCCCGCCCGCACUCACGGCUCACGCGAGCGGAGAAAUCAAAACACUUCAACCAUCUACACUGAGAUGAACUGAGAAACAACCGAGAAACCAUCGCGGCUUAACGGACGACUGUCCAGCGCCAAAACCUCGCGGCGUUUCUUUUUCUGUGGAGGCGAAAGGAGAGGAACGAACAACAGUUUUCGCGUUAAAAACGCCAGAGUUUGUGCAUUUGACUGAACGCUGUGAUAUUUCCCUCAAGAAGUUUUAAAAACAAGUUUGGACCGGAUUCUGUUUGGAGUUGGACGUUUCUGACGCUUGUGAGGAGCUAACGUUAUCUACUGAAGAACAUGGAUUUAUUCCUAAUUUUAAUGGAAAAACUUUGAGAAACCGUCCGAAAUUACGUGUAGCAGCUGCUUCGCAGCCUUUCCAUCAUUUGUUGUUGUGAAAAUAUCUAUUGUAGUCCUGAGAGGCACAUUUUUUUGCUGUGACAGGACGCGUUUACAAAGCCAAAUAUGUCAGUCCAUGAUGAAGAAGAGGAAACUCAUCUGAUUCUCUGAGGGGAAAACACAUCCUAAUCAUAUUUUAACAUCUUACUGCACCUUAUUUCUUCGAGUUCGCCUUUAAUUUAGGUUUAUAAUUGGAUUAUUUCGUUAUACGAAGUCUCGUAUAGCUCUAUAGUGCAUAGCGCUCAGCUGGAUUUAAUUCGUUAAAAAAGUUGUUACGCUUACAUCCCUUUGAAGACCAUCCUUACGCAAUUGACCUUAGGCACUUUAGUGUCCUUUGAACUAAAGAGGAACUGGGAUAAUUUUCCCGUCAGCUUUAUCUUGGUACGUGCGUCAAACUGCCAAGCUUAUAUAGUUUUCGUUUCUGCCAAAAUUCUGCAUCAUUUCUGUCAGUAUGGAGGAGUGGAGACAGUGCGGUCGCUGGCUGAUAGACUGUAAGGUUUUGCCCCCCAACCACCGGGUCGUUUGGCCCUCAGCGGUGGUGUUCGACCUGGCCCAGGCGCUCAGAGAUGGGGUGCUCCUGUGCCAGAUGCUGCACAAUCUGUCUCCUGGAUCCGUGGACCUAAAGCAGAUCAACUUCAGGCCUCAGAUGUCACAGUUUCUGUGUUUGAAGAACAUCCGAACAUUCCUGAAAGUGUGCCAUGAUAAGUUUGGCCUGAGGAACAGCGAGCUGUUUGAUCCCUUCGAUCUCUUCGACGUGAGGGACUUUGGAAAGGUGAUCUCUGCGCUGUCCAGAAUCUCCCACAACAGCAUUGCACAGAUCAAAGGCAUCAGGCCCUUUCCAUCAGAGGACACUGCGCUGAAUGAAGAUGAUGUGUACCGGAGCUUGGAGGAGUUGGCAGAUGAGCAUGAUGUGGGAGAGGACGACAUAUACGACUGCGUCCCCUGCGAGGAUGACGGGGACGACAUCUACGAGGACAUCAUCAAGGUGGAGGUUAGACAGCCCAUGAAAAUGGGCAUGACGGAAGAUGAUAAGAGAAACUGCUGCUUGGUGGAGAUUCAGGAGACUGAGGCAAAGUACUACAAGACACUGGAGGACAUUGAGAAGAAUUAUAUGAUCCCCCUGAAGCAAGUAUUAACGUCGCAGGAUAUGGAGGCCAUAUUUGUGAAUUUAGAGGACAUCAUCAAGGUCCAUUUUGCUCUGCUGAGGGCCAUUGACCAGACCAUGAUGAGCGGGGGCAAUGGCUUGGGAAAGAUCUUUCUGGACUUCAAGGAGAGACUGCUGAUCUAUGGCCAGUACUGCAGCCACAUGGAGAAUGCUCAGAAGACACUGGAGGAGCUGAUUGCCACACGGGAAGAUGUCAAGUGUAAAGUGGAGGAGUGUACCAUGAAGGUCCAGGAGGGGAAGUUCAAACUGCAGGAUCUCCUGGUGGUCCCUAUGCAGAGGGUCCUCAAAUAUCACCUUCUGCUUAAGGAGUUAGUAAGUCACUCUAUGGACCGCCCGGAGAGACAGCAACUUAAAGAGGCACUAGACGCCAUGCAGGACCUGGCAAUGUACAUCAACGAGGUGAAGAGAGACAAUGAAACCCUCAAGAAAAUAAGUGAAUUUCAGAGCUCAAUAGAAAAUCUGCAGGUGAAGUUAGAGGAAUACGGUAGGCCAAAGAUAGAUGGAGAGCUUAAAGUGUCCUCUAUAGUUAACCGGACCAAACAAGACAGAUACAUCUUCCUAUUUGAUAAAGUUGUGAUUGUUUGCAAGAGGAAAAAUUAUAACUAUGAGUUAAAAGAGAUCAUCGAACUUCACCUCUACAAGAUGUCCGAUGACCCUAUGAAUAACCGUGACAUGAAAAAGUCGAGUGGAAAAAUGUGGUCCUAUGGCUUCUACCUGAUCCAUCUGCAGGGGAAGCAGGGCUUCCAGUUUUUCUGCAAGACAGAAGACACCAAGCGCAAGUGGAUGGAGCAGUUUGAAAUGGCCAUGUCAAACAUCAAACCUGAAAGAGCCACUGCCAACCAGCACAACUUCCAAAUGCACACGUUUGAAAAGAACACUGACUGCAGAGGCUGUAAAAAGCUGCUGAGGGGUAUUUUCUACCAGGGAUACUACUGUUCACGCUGUGGGACCGGUGCCCAUAAGGAGUGUCUGGAGAUCAUUACCAUCUGCAAAAUAAGUCCUCAUGAUUCGGAGCCGGGGCUUCCACAAUCAGGUCCAAAGAUGGUGGCCAUCAGAAAUUACCAUGGUACCCCUGCCCCGCCAGGCAAGAUCCCUCUCUCCUUUCAGACAGGAGAAGUCAUUGAGCUCCUAAAGGGAGAUCCAGACACAUCAUGGUGGGAGGGCAAACUCAUCCAAACCCAAAAGACUGGCUUCUUCCCAAGUUCCAGUGUGAAACCAUGUUUAGACCCUAAGCCUUUCCAGUCAUUUUCCAGCCGUCAGUCCUCCAGAGAGACCGAUUACUACGUUUAUCCCUGGUUUGCAGGAAACAUGGAACGACAGCAGGCUGACAACCUGCUUAAGUCUCACAGCAGCGGCACCUAUCUGAUUCGCGAGAGGACAGCAGAAGCAGAGAGAUUCGCUAUCAGCAUCAAGUUUAAUGAUGAAGUGAAGCAUAUUAAAGUUAUUGAGAAAGACAACUGGAUUCACAUCACUGAGGCAAAGAAGUUCGAAAGCCUCCUGGAGCUUGUGGAGUAUUAUCAGAGUCAUUCACUGAAAGAGAGCUUCAAGCUGUUGGACACAACAUUACGUUACCCUUACAAAUCCAGGGAACGCUCAAGUUCUCGCACCAAUACCCGCUCACCAGCAGCCACCUGUGCUUCCUACAACUUCUCCUUCCUCAGUCCUCAGGGCCUCAACUUCUCCUCUCAAAGCUCUGCUCCCUUCUGGUCAGUAUUCACACCCAGGGUAGUGAGCACAGCUGUGGCGCGAUACAACUUUGCUGCUCGAGACAUGAGAGAGCUGUCCCUGCGAGAAGGGGACAUUGUCAAGAUCUACAGCAAGAUCGGUGGAGACCAAGGCUGGUGGAAAGGAGAGGCCAACGGCAGGAUUGGAUGGUUCCCCUCGACGUACGUCGAUGAAGAGGGUGUGCAGUGAAACUCUGGGGUCUCACAUCGUCCGUUAAAUCCGCAGCCCUCUGAGAGGACUCUCUGGAAGACUUUUUUGCUGGAAACAUAUUUUACAAUGAUUAUUUGUACUUCUGUCUCCUUUCGUCACGUACGAAUAUGCUUUUUUCCCUUUCUCGGAAUGUCUGUGUGAUCUCUGUGAAGAAAAAAACUGCUCCAAGUCUGUUCGUUCGCAGCGGCAGGAGGAGGAAAACUGUGAACAGAGCAGAACUUUGCCUUGAAGUGGCCAAAGGACAAGCAUGGCUUUAAAUUUGUACAGAAAUACCUGUAAGGUGCGCUGCCGGCCACACGGGGAUAUAAUUGGGGGUGGGGAUGUAUAAAAUUAUAUAUAAAGAUAAUUUAUUAAAGAGAUAUAUCUAUGAUUAAAAUGCAAUGUUGAACAAUGUUCAACAGCAGCAGCGCAAAGAAUAUACGAGAGCAGAAAAGAUGCACUUUGCAUUUCUUUACAGAGAGAAUUUGCCUUAGUAAAUGGUAAUGCCUUUAGAGGUGGAAGUAAAGAGAUGGAUUCAGACUCAUCUUGCACAUACACACUCGUACAUCUGCCCUGUCCAGAAAUACGGUGCCUUUUCGUACGUGUUCUUCACUCCCAACAGCGUCUAGUUUAUAUAGCUGCAACAGCGGUGCACUCUCACGGCCCUCAACGCUGCUCAACCAGAAGACCAUAAACAAGACUGAACAUUUCUUGAACUGGAAUGAACAGAUGACCAGAUCUGCUCAUCAUCUCACUGGAAUGAAGGGGCAGCUAACCGAAUUGCUUUAGCUGACUUGGACAAUGAAGGAUACAAGCACCAUCAUGUCUUCCUCAAACUUCAAGAGGAUGCAAAAGUGCAAUGGAGUGUCAGGAAGAGGUUCAGCUAACGCUGUUUCUGUGAUUAGCAUUUCUUCCCACAUUCUCAGUGGUCCAAAUUUGGACUAAAAAGGGAAAACUGAAUGCUGUGCACUGACUUAUCAUGAAUACCCAGAGGUUUCUGUGAGAUUUUUUUUUUUCGUCUUCUACAAGCACAUACAUUUUGCCAUUCCACCUUUCUCGUCUGCAGCCUGCCACAUUAUCUUACCAGAGUAUCUUGCCUUACUGGUGGACACAUUUGGUGCUACAUAUUGAAAUCCCUUGAGUUAGGGUGGAAUUUUCUUUUAUGCUGUUGUGGACGAGACCCACUGCUGAAAAAACCUCAGCCAUCAAGUGCACUUUAUACGUCCAGAGACCUUUUAACACAGGACACCACACUGCAGACCUAGACAUUAAAAUGUCAUAUUAUUUAAAAAUUUGUUUGAAAUGUCCUUGUUUUUACCUCUGGAGGAAAAAAAAUAAAUCCUUGACACUAUGAGCAGCGAUCCCUCAGAGAUAUUGAACAUUACCUGUAAACUCCGUAAGUGCAUGGAUGUGUCCCUCAUACAGUCCUUGGAGAAAAACCUUUCAGUGUUGCCGGCCGUCAGAAAUUGAACCUGUAAAUCGAGGCGGGAGAGUGCUAGACUGUAAUAAAGCAUCGGAUGUGUUUUAGCUGCGCUCCAGGCGAUAGAAGAGUGCGGCUCGGGUGGAGGUAGCGCUGGCUUAGGGGCUUAGUACCUGUUUGUGUAGUGGACAAAAUCCCAUUGCAUGUGGUCAUAGAUAUUACAACUGCUGUCCGUGAAUCCUAAAAAAAAGAUGUUUAAAAAUCAAGAAAUUGUGUAAAUUUUUUUGAAUGGUCAGUUAUUUCGAAACUGAGGUCUAUCAUGAAAUAAAUAUUUCUUUUUUGCCUA
Labeo rohita (rohu) is the source of this 5323-nucleotide messenger RNA. It is a transcript of the gene vav2, whose product is annotated as vav 2 guanine nucleotide exchange factor. Gene Ontology annotation, biological process: intracellular signal transduction; regulation of GTPase activity; cell migration. The record is from RefSeq and is a predicted model, not a curated record. Gene Ontology annotation, cellular component: cytoplasm. Gene Ontology annotation, molecular function: guanyl-nucleotide exchange factor activity; protein binding. Lineage: Eukaryota; Metazoa; Chordata; Actinopteri; Cypriniformes; Cyprinidae. The transcript is spliced from 29 exons. The coding region runs from base 930 to 3557 and encodes 875 amino acids.